Pomacea canaliculata is the source of this 7307-nucleotide messenger RNA. Its product is annotated as GTP-binding protein Di-Ras2-like. The transcript has 2 exons. Gene Ontology annotation, cellular component: plasma membrane. The record is from RefSeq and is a predicted model, not a curated record. NCBI's taxonomy places the organism in Eukaryota, Metazoa, Mollusca, Gastropoda, Architaenioglossa, Ampullariidae. The coding region runs from base 2327 to 3022 and encodes 231 amino acids. Gene Ontology annotation, biological process: signal transduction. Gene Ontology annotation, molecular function: GTPase activity; GTP binding; GDP binding.
UGUUAUUAUUAGUUGUAGGGGUGGUAGUAGUUAUUAGUGUUGUUAUGGCUGGAUACAUGGCACGGCCGAGAGGAGACCUGACCCAGCUGUCCGCACUCGCCCAUACCGCCUUCUCGCCACUGCUGAUCGAAUUAUUGCAGCCAACAUGGCUUCCCCCUCCCUGGUAGCUGCCGAUGCUGGUGGUGGCCGUAUCGUGGAGAGGAGAUACUGUGCUCUGGUGGCAUAGUGCCGUGAGCACAGUCGAUCGACAGUCCCCCCUCUCUCUCUCACUCCCCCUCCCCACCGACCGCCGGCAGACGGCAGGCUCUACUGCAAGAGGCGGAGGAGGGAGCACGAGCAGCUAGCCACUGGCCCGUUGGAGGUGAGGGUGGGAGGAUGUAGGGGGGGACAGUGCACGUCCCUGCCUGCUGCAUGCCGUGUGGUGCCUGACGUGUCGUCUCCCCGCCAGCUGGACACGCCUCGCUGACUCCCCGUCACGGGUGCAUUGUACGCAGACAAUCUUGUGUCUGAAAAACAACCAAGAGGACAUGGAGGUGUGGGCAUCACUGUCACGUGACGCGAGGCCUCGAUUUGGGGUUUCAAUGGUGAUUUUAAGAAGGGACAUGUAGGAAGACUGUAAACAGUGAAUCCGUCAGUUCAUGGCCGUUAGUCAUCAGGAAUCACACCUAAACCUGCUGCCUUGAGGUCCGAGCGAUGGUUCUGGCACCAAGUCUGUCAGGAGAAAUGACAGCAGUCAGGGUUACGCGCUUUCAUUGGUGAACUGCGCUUUGUCGUUUGAUUCCACUCAACUAUAUCGGAAGAUUUUUUUAACCCCGGAGGAAAAACGAAGACUGGCAACUCCUGGCCGGCUGACAAUCGUCCCUGUGUCGAAACGCGAGCAGACGAUCAGGCCACUCAGCGCCUUGCUGCUCUAGCCAGGGAGAUUGGUGUCUCCUCCACACAUCGAUACUGCCAUCUGUAGCCUUCCGCCUCCAACUCCUGGCUCCCGCAAAACCUCGCUCGCCAUCACUGGGGCGUGGGCGGCUGUUUCCAAACCGCCUGCUCUCCAUCUGAACCUUGGAUGCUGACACGACAUCGCACCGCACCACUUGCAUGCAUCGUCGUCUGACAGCCGCUCUGUUGACUUUGGUGCAUCAGGUGCAGCAGGUCAUCGUUGCUGUAGAACUCUUACAGCCAGUUUCUUUACAGAAAACAUUCGCAAGCGUUAGAAAAUACUUGGGUGGUGGGGGAGAGAGUUUGUCUGAAGAUCAAGAAUCGUUUUUUCAAUUUUUUGAUCAUCAAAUAUUGAGCAGUGGGCGGGGGAUUUCUAGGUCGCAUUGCACGACGAAAAGGCUGCAAAAAAGAAGAUAAUGGUUGACAGGGGAUCGGACGGACAUACUCCAAGUGUGUUUUGCGACACUUCCCGUUACAAGCUUAAUUCAGGAACAGAUGACAGCAAUGACGUGGUCGCCGAUUUCCGGCUGAACGACUGCCAUGACAGAAAUGAGCCUCGUAAUUUAGCAACGGAUCGAGCGAGCAUCCCACUCCAACUCCCCAACCACCCACCCUUCCUCGUGAAUCUUGAUGGCCAGGACGGGUGGGACUAAACCAACCCCACGAAUCAACGGAAGACGUUUUGGGUUAUGAAGACAGACAUGUCAGAGUGAUUUCUGUCUCAUUACACCCAAUUUUUUUUUUUUUGCAGCCGCUGUGUGCGGCGAGACCGUUGCGAUAUGAUUGUGGAGCCGUGUGGAGACAGACAGCUGUCCUUGUCCAGUCUCCGGCAGCUGCUGGCCACGAAGACUGGGUCGAAGAGACUGGCGAUUACUGUGUGACUCAGUGUGGCUGCGUGGAGCGAACACGUUGGUGCUGUGGGCUCUCCAUGGAGCUUCUACUUCUCGCACGUUUAACUGCCGGCCCGCGUGUACGACACACCACGUUGACGUGACCGCUGCGUCACUUCCAAACCCACUCUGGACGUGUGACACACGAACGUUAGUGUGACACGUGAACGUUAGUGUGACACGUGAACGUAGGCACUUCACAGGAACCUUUGCUGUGUUUCUUGGGAGAGGAGUGCGCGCGCAUUUUUUUUUUUUUAUCCGAGAUCUCGCGUCUGCUUCCUUCUCAGAACCGAACAGCGGCCCAGCCAGCCACCGAGGCCUCCAUGCCGUCAGACUUGUUUCUGGACCGUCAAGACGCCUUACUUCUGACCCUCGCCUACCGAGUGGUGGGGGAGAGUGUGCCACGCACCCGUCAUGUGAGUGCCACUGACAGCGGAUUACAAGUUUGAGCCAGUGUCACCGUGCCCUUUGACCUCGGUGACAGCCUCUGCCAGCAGACUGACAUGGCUUCCUCCGCACGGUCUGUCCGCUCCAACUCCCGGAGUGCUGGUGUCAGCGCCGACAUUGAGACUCCCAAGGAUCGUUCCGUGAGGCUACGCGUGAUGCCGGAGCAGAGCAACGACUACCGGGUUGUGGUGUUCGGAGCUGGAGGUGUGGGCAAGAGCUCACUCGUGCUCCGGUUCGUACGCGGCACGUUCCGCGAGAGCUACAUCCCCACGAUCGAGGACACAUACCGCCAGGUGAUCAGCUGCAACAAACAGGUGUGCACCUUGCAGAUCACCGACACGACGGGCAGCCAUCAGUUCCCGGCAAUGCAGCGCCUCUCCAUCUCCAAGGGCCACGCCUUCAUUCUCGUCUACGCCAUCACCAGCCGAGCCACUCUCGAGGAGCUGCGGCCCAUCUACGAUGAGAUCGUGGAGAUCAAGGGCGACAUGGACGGCAUUCCCAUCAUGCUCGUGGGCAACAAAUGUGACGAACUCAACAGGGAGGUCCCCGUGCAAGAGGGGGCGGAGAUCUCCAAGAGAUGGAACUGUGCCUUCCUGGAGACCUCCGCCAAGACCAACCACAACGUGAAGGAACUCUUUCAAGAGCUGCUUCAGUUGGAAAAGCGAAGGACUGUCAGUCUGCAGCUAGAAACCAAGAAAUCCAAGUCCCAAAAGAGAAAGGAGAAAUUAAAGGGGAAAUGUUUGUUGAUGUAAUUUUUCUCUGAUCGGUCUGUGGGUGGAAAAACAGUCACAGCGAGGAGAGGCACGUCCCUGACAUUCAAAGACAGCUUUGUCCGCACUUGGCUGUCUUACAGACUUGCGGAGUGCAAAGAACACGUGACCUGCACGUAAGACUAGGGAGUCUGACUGUGUGCCCGGGUGUCCAGUUGACAGUCACCUCUGUUGUUUGAUGUUCAAGGCCUUAAUUUAUGCUGAUUGAUUUGAAACCGACGAGCAGUCGUAGCUGACGCUGCUGACCGACAUGCUUCGUCGGGUCAUUCUGUCACAUACUCGUCAUCAAAUAUGAUAUUACUGCGAUCACGUUUUGUAUUGGAGUCUGAAGUGCAACCUUCUAUUUAUAUUAUCAUAUUAUAUGUAAGUGUAUAUUCAUAUUCACUGUGUCUAUUCAUAUUCACUGUUUUCGCACGGCGGCAUGAAAAUCCGUUGUAUUCUAUAUUUACCCUUGACUCUAUGUAUCUAAAAAUAUUUCAUAGAAAAAAUAUAAGGAUGCUCAUUUAGUGUGUGUAUAUAUAUUUAUAUAAGUAGCUGCUGGUUGUUUCCCUGUUUGCUUUAUAAGCUUUGGGGUUUUUUUGCUAUCGUUCUUCCCCCUCGUCUAUGCUGCAGUCAUGUUAUAGUGCGGCAUUAGUCAAAGUCCCACAGUUUAUAUAAGCUCCCUGCAGAUAACUGUUAUGUAAAGGCAUUGUCAUCUGCCUUUAGAAGAAAAAAUUGUUCAUUUUAAAGAGCAUUUAAAUGAAAAAAAAAUGUAAUAAAAUAUGUCUUAUUAUUCAACCUUAUUCUAGCUAGAAAAUAUUCACUGCGCACAGCACCACACACACAUACAUGCAAGGGAGUCAAUCUGUCAAGUAUAUUCAGAAAAGAUGUGGUUUAAUGUAUUUUUUAAGUCCAUGUUUCUAUGUAUGCUGUAAGAGUACUGGCAGGGAAUUCCAAACUGUGAGUCAGGCUUUCCAAAAGAGUGUUUACCAGUAUCGGAGAGGAAGAAUUAGAAAUUCUGAGCAGAAAGACAUCGUGAGGUCGUUCUGGUGAUACAGGAGGAGAUAGUCUAUAUUGGUGGGUGAGAGUAGAUAAGUAGUUACAAACAACAGUUCUAAAGCCUAAUUGGAAGCCAGUGAAGUGUCCUGAGCAGUUUAGUUGUGCAAGCAUGACGAGGCAGACGCAGAACAAUAGCACAGCAUGCUUCUCAAUUCGCUGAAGUUUGUUCACCUGCACGUCAGGUAAGCCAGCGAGAACGAGCAACAGUCUGUUGGCCACAUCGAGAAAUGGCUACUUACGAAUCUUCCCAAUCUGUCGAACUGUACGUCCACGGUCAGUGGGCAUCUAAGUACAUACCAAGGUUAUGCACGGAAUUAGAAAACACAAUCAAGUGAUUCGAAAAUGGUAAUGAAGACAUUCUCAUCUGUUGUAGUCUGUGCUUCGUGCUAGUCAACAUGGCCUCAGUUUUACCGUUCAUUUUCUAUGUAUCAAACAACAUUCAUUCUGCCAAUCGCUCAGCACAACAUCCAAUACCCAAUAACAAGUCAAGCAACAUCGGACGGGCAACAGAAUGGUACAACUGAGAGUCAUCCGUACAGAAAUGGUAAAGAUGACCUUAAGGCCGAAUGAUGGCGCCUAAGGGCUGCAUGUGCAUUGUGAAAAGAACUGGUACCAAUACGGAUUCACGCGGAACACCACACCUAAAGAAAGCAGAGGUAAACCUUAGAUUUUCAACAGUUACUGACUGCGUGGGUUGGACCAAGUAUUAUUCAAACCCAGGUGAGCGCUGUGCCCUGAACCCCAGAAGUCGAUGAAAGCCGCUGGCAUCAAAUCACACGGUCAAUGCAUCGAACGCCGCAAACAAGUCCAGAAGAGAGAGUAAUGAGACAGCACCAUGGUCAGAUUAUUCAAGAGAUCGUUCACCACUCCAGCUAAAGCUAUCUCAGUGAUAUACGAUAGACUGAUUAGAAAGGCUCGAGAAGAUCAUUAGCCUCCGCCUGACCCACGACCGGGCUGCCCGACAAUAUUUUUCAAGUAUUUUUGAGAGAGAGAUGAGAGAUAAGACACUGGUCUGUAGUUUUUUCAAAUCGUUGUAGUUCAGUUUGGCUUUUAUUUAAACUGCUUUUUUAAUUUAAUGUUUGAAACAUAGUAUCAAUCCCAGACUAUAAAGAAGUAUUAAAAAUAGAUACAAUGGUAGAUAAAAGCUCGUCUAGACUCUAUAAUACGAAAUACAUACAAACCACGUACUGGAAGAUAAUCUCGGUCAGUUCUCAUUAUCCUUUCUUGUGUGGACAAUUCCAGCAGCUGUAAUGGAGGCUGUUUUUAGCGUGAAACAUUUACCCGCCUUCAUCGCCAUCAGGCAAGCAUUCUUUGAGGAAUGAACAGGGACAAGAGGUUUACUGAGUAGAGUUCAGUAUCAUUUCUUUUGUCAACUCGAAAGUCUUUGACCCUGCUGAUGAUCAGCUAAACGACUUUGGAAAUCUGAGAUCCGCUGAUACACUUCAGUAUCCUGUCCUUGUGACACACUAAUCAGUGAAUGUGAAGCUGGCAAGAGCCAGGAGCCUUCAAGAACAGAAGGGGAAUAAUCUUUAAUCAUGAUAACACAUUAGAGAAACUUGUCCCAGAAAAAGUUAAGGAAAUUUUUAAUCAAAAGUUUGCAGCCACGUUGUUGAACGUUCUUGCACGUUCUUUGCGUCUCUGCUGCACAGGUAGCUUUGCUUCUUCUUUCUGAUUUUCUUUGUUUAGGGGUAAGGGUGGGUAAGGCACUCUGGAUGAUUCUUUCCGGAAUCGCGCAAGUGGUCAGUGAACCUCUGGCUGAAGUAUAAUAAAGUGAUUGUUCGUUCCCUCCUUGUCAGUAAGACAUCCCCCUCUCCUGCCUCCAAAAUGUGUUGUUUACUAUCGCAUGUUUGUUUAGCGCAAGGCUAGUCCUGUAUGGGAGUACAACUCUGUAAGGACUCCCCACUGUUUCACAAAGAAUAUGCGACGUUCCAAACGCUUCCACGUUUCUCAUUGAAAUCUACUCACGUUCUCAAUCAAGCACAAGAUAUUUUCACUUAUCCUGCCAUAUUUUCACAUUUUUUUAGGGUCAGUCGUUAUAACUAUGCUUAGGAACAACAAGACCAACGCAUGCCCACUAGAAUAGCUCGUCGACGUGUCCAACCGAAUCCAUCAAUGUUUUUAAAGACCGUAGUUUUGUCGUUUAACAAAUCGCCCACUUCUGAUGUGAUACACAGCAGAUGCCACAGAAUGUCUUCCUUUCAUCCCUUUAAAACCUGCUCAGGUUAGCAUCAGCACCACAAGAAGAAAGCGCACAUGCCGCAGCUUUUCACUGACGACAGGGGGAAAAACACGAGCAAGCCCUCCGGUAGUUGUUCUCAUAUAGACGUAUCUAAUAUACUUGCCCACUUGCUGGUCAUUAACCUCUGGCUAGCUGUCUACAGUCGAAUCUGAAGCCACGCCUUUCCCGUUUUAUCUCCAGCUACCCUUAGUGCACCAGUCUCAAGCUCCUUGGACUGAAGAGCUGAGACUUGUCUGUGUGGACUACAGCUUCACACUUCUGAGGCUUUCUAGUGCCAUUGUUAAGAUGUUUGUUGUUACGCAGGUUUUUUUUCCUGAAAAUAUUCUUUAUAAACACGCAUGCUAGUGAGUCACUGCAGCACCACACACAUUUCGAGACAAAACCAUUAUUAAAGCCAUGGUAACAUAGAUGUAAACCUGCUUUGCCAGCGUGUUGCAUUACAUGUUGCAAUGUCAUGAAUAUUUUGCAAUAUUUACUAGUGUAAAUGUUUUCAGAAGUCUAUUUAUCUUUCAGUUUUUAUUGUUAUUUAUAGUUUUAGGCAGUGGCUGCUUUUCAGAAGAUUGACGGCAACAUUUUCAUGAUCCAGGGGCGUCCUUUCUCAGUGUUAUGUGCUGAUAAGUGUGACAUACGUUGCCAUUCUUGCAGGUAAAAACGCCGUUGUGAAAUGUUGUAAAUGUUUCUCUUUGUUAGGUAAACUGUUGCAAGUUUAACUCAGUUCUGAUGAAUCAUUAACUCUUUAAACAUGAGUGACGUAUAAAUAUGCAUUUAAUUCUGUAACUUUGAUUUUUGGUGUGCUGUGUUGAAGCAGUGUCAGUACAGAGCACAUUUUGCUACGAUUUACAGACAAGUACAGAUUCAGAAUAAUGUUCGUCUUUGUAGUUGUGUGUUUACGACAAUUUUUUCCACUUGAUUUUCUGGGCUGUUUUUGCUUUGUUUCAUCCAUUGAUGUUGCCUCUGCUGGAAGAUCGUAAAGAUGGGAUCGAGUUGUCA